Molecule: messenger RNA, 2074 nt
Organism: Plectropomus leopardus (leopard coralgrouper)
Lineage: Eukaryota; Metazoa; Chordata; Actinopteri; Perciformes; Serranidae
Product: cilia- and flagella-associated protein 157-like
Cellular component (GO): cilium; ciliary basal body
Molecular function (GO): microtubule binding
Source: RefSeq, a predicted model, not a curated record
AUGCCCAAAAAGAAGGACAAGAAAAGCGGCGAAAAACAAGAUGAAGCCAAAAAAACACAGAAAAAGGAAAGUCCAGCUGCUCCUGCAGAUAAAACCGGGUCUGGCGAUAAAGAGAAGGAUUUAUAUUUGACUCAAAUACGAUUUCUGAACGAGCAGGUGGAGAGAUAUCAGCUGAAAUGUGACCAACUGGAGAGGCAGAGGAAGGAUUUAAACUCUCAGUACAGUUCACUGGAGAAGGAGAAGAAGGACAUUGUUGAUUAUCUGAAACGCUCCCUGCUGGAAAGGGAGGAUGAGGUGAACGAGCUAACGGAGGAGCUGGAGAGUCAUCGGCAGGCUGCUGAUAAGGACAGAGACGCUCUGCAGCUGCAGCACAGUCAGCUGAGACAAGAGCUUCAAGACCGGAUCGAAGAAGUCAACGCAGAAAACACAACACUUGCGGCCAGGCUGGCUGGUCUGGAGGAGUUUCAGAAGCAGAAGGAGCAGCUGAUGUCCGACAUGGAGUCGCUGAGGAAACAGCUGGCCAGUCAGGAGGAGGAACACAAAGCUGCCCUCCACAGCCUGGAGAUGAAAGCACUGCUGGAGAAGAAGAGGUUGGAAAAGGAGAUGGAGAGCCACGUGGCGGCCAUGGCAGCAGAGGUGCAGCACCUGGUGGACCAGAAGGUCCCAGAGACGACCAGGUCGGCCCUCCAGGAAAACAAAGAGGUUAAGACCCAGAUCAGCCAGCUGGCGGAGCAGACUCAGGUACUGAUGGAGGAGAACUCUGCGCUGCGGAGCCGCAAGAGUCGGCUCAGUGUGGAUGUGGACAUCCUGGAGCAAAUGCUCAGCGAGACGUCCCGCAAGAGCUGCGUCCGCAAGAAGGUGGUGGAGCAGCUCACAGAAAAGUGUCAGCAGCUGCAGGCGGAGCUGAAAGACUGCAGGCAAGAACUGGAACAGCUUCAGACCAAACACACAGCAGUCCUGGCCGAGAUGGAGGCACACAGACAGGACCGGGUCUCGCUGUCUGAGCAGUGCAGUAAUAACAGAGCUGAGCUGAGCCGGUUGGAGGCGGAGCUGCAGGAGGAGAGGAGGAGGAGGAGCAAGAUGAAGAGCAUCAUGCAGGAGGCAGCUGUCACUCUCAGAGAAGCCCUGAUGGACGCAUCGACAGAUCAGGACUCAGAGGUGGACUCCGUGGUCCAGUGGAAGAGGCUGAUGGAGAAGCUGCUGGUGGUCUUGGACCGGCCCCAACUCACCAAGUCCACUGCUGAGAAGGACCGGCUGGAUGAGCCGCAGACCUCUGACCCUGCAGCAGACAGAGAAUUAAUCCUGAAUCCAAGUUUGAGUUUCCAGUUUGAGUUGGCUCGUUACAGACCCGGCGAUCUCGGCUUUGUCCCUCGUCCCUCAGUGAAACACAAACGCACGCUCUCAGGGAGGACGGGAGCAGCUGGGACCAGCAGCACUAAUCUGUCUCUGCACAGGAAGCCGUCCAGUCAGAAAACAGCCAGCUUUAUUAACUGAUCUGAUUCGGCUGUCGGACUUUUGACCUCCAGAAACUUCCCUAAACCGAGAUAGCAGCAGCAAAACUAACUUCAUAUUCAUGUUAGAGAAAACACUUCAUAUCUCCAAAUUAGAGAGUCUACUCCGUGGAUAUUUUGACCUUCGAGUGCCCAAAAUGUAUGUUUUUUUGUGUUAUAAAUGUCUUUGUUGAAGGGCUAAAAGUUUCAAAUAAUCAUGAAUGCUUGAAUUUAAUGCAGCAGUCGACCAAGAGGAGAAAAUUUCAAGAAUCAAUUUGGCAAACAACAAAAUUAUACAGCAUGCACCAUUACAGUAAAAUCAUGACUAUUUUCACUGAAACUGUGAUUGUGAUAAAACUCACAGUUAUAGUGGGAAUGGUAAUCUUUACAUCUUAUUCUCACUGAAAAAAAAGAUGAUAUUUUUGCUGCCGUCUGUACCAACAAGCAUGUUCCCUUACAGCUGGAAAAUGAUUUGUAGGCUGAGGCGUCUCUGUAAUACCACAAUGCUUCAGUUAUAAUGGUAUGUUGUCACACAUAGUAGAUUAAUAAAAAAAUGCAGCUCCUGUGAUUUGGAUUUUGCACUU